Messenger RNA from Neurospora hispaniola, 1186 nucleotides. RefSeq names its product putative ubiquitin--protein ligase. Gene Ontology annotation, molecular function: protein binding. The transcript is spliced from 3 exons. NCBI's taxonomy places the organism in Eukaryota, Fungi, Ascomycota, Sordariomycetes, Sordariales, Sordariaceae. The record is from RefSeq and is a predicted model, not a curated record. The coding region runs from base 291 to 998 and encodes 235 amino acids.
AUCCUCGAUCAGUUGCGGAUGGAAACUUAAACUGUCCUGUCCUUCGUUCCACUACCAGCUCCUCCAUCACUUAAUCGAAACCCUCUCACCUUGCAACAUCAUUCCACGGGCCUCCUUGACCCCUCCACAAGGUUUAUCUUAUCAGUACUCCGUUGUUAUACUUCACUUGUUUCGCUGAACACCACUUCCUACGAUCUUAUUUGCGUCCAGCAGCAAACGAAUACUGUACCCACUCCAAUUUGGGCGCAAUACAUAUCCCUUCCUCUGCACAAAAACCCCAUCACUUGACCAUGGCGACUACUCGUGAGCGCCGCGUUGCGAAGGAAUUGCAGGAUAUAUGGAAUGACCGCGAGACCUCGGGCGUCAUGGCCCAACCUAUCGACUCGAGCAAUCUGUCGCACCUCAAGGGCUCCUUCAGCGGCCCCCCGGACUCGCCCUAUGCCGGGGGUACAUACGAGGUCGACAUUCAGAUUCCGGACAAGUACCCGUUUAAGCCGCCCUCGAUGUAUCUUAUUACCAAGAUCUGGCACCCCAACGUCAGCAGCGUCACUGGCGCCAUCUGCCUCGACAUUCUUGGAACAGCAUGGUCCCCGGUCGGUACGAUCAAGACAGCGCUGCUUGCCGUACGAAUGCUUCUUGAAUCGCCAAACCCGAAGGAUCCCCAGGACGCCCAGGUGGCCAAGAUGUUGAUGGAAAACCCCAAGCUGUUCGCCCGAACGGCACACGACUGGGCCGUCAAGUAUGCCGGCGCGCCCAGGGUGGAUUCGAUUCCUCUCAAGUAUGACGAGACCGCAAAGGAAGGUUCAAGGAACGAUGCUAGCAGAUAUGCUGGAUAUAACAAGGACCUGGUGGAUCGUUUUGUCAACAUGGGAUUCGACGUAGAAAAGGUGGUGGAUGCUUUCAUCUUCGUGGGUAUUGACCGGAACGGAGGUGCCGAUUACGAACUCGAGGAAGCAUACAUGGGCGAUAUCACCGCGCGGCUCCUCGGCGAGCAGUAACAUUCAGAGAGUGAGGGCGGGCAAUGAGAGCAACAAACACGGCUAUGUAUGGUGAUGAGGAGGUGGUAUGGUUUUAACGAUCAGCAUUAUGGAAACCAUAAUGGUCUGGACUUUAAAAGCGGACAGGUAAAGCGAAGGAUGGGAACCGCAGUAGCUGAGGCCGACGUUCGACUGGUUUAAUCGGUGGU